CAUAGUCUAUGAUUGAGAUCGACUGCUUAUGUGCGAAACGGCGAAUCGUGUUCUUUUUUUUUUUUGUAUAUCGUGAACCAUUGUCUUAAGGGACACUUGCAAAGACGCAAACAAGGUCGGAAGUUAAACUCACCUGUGCGCUCACCUUUGGAACGGCACCAUGCAAAGACUGCAAGCUCUGAAGGAAACUUUCUUUGGCUUGGAUGUGGUCCAGCAGCAGAUUCUGAUUGGAUCUGCUGUAGCAGCAGGGGGGAUCCUGGCAUACAUGGUGCACAGAAGUAGAAGAGUGAAACCUGUUCCUCUUGGUGAGGGAUGGUGGGGAGCAGGAGCAAAGCCGCUGUCAGAAGAUGAGAAAAUCUACCCGUUUACAGUGCAAACCUCAGACAAAGAGAUUGAGGACCUUCAUGAGCGCAUUGACAGAACCCGCUACACUGAUCCUUUGGAAGACAGCCGCUUCCAUUAUGGCUUCAAUUCCACUUAUCUCAAGAAAGUGGUCUCCUACUGGAGGCAUGAGUUUGACUGGAAAAAGCAGGUGGCAGUGCUUAACCAGUAUCCACACUUCAAAACCAGAAUAGAAGGUCUGGACGUGCACUUCAUUCACGUGCGCCCACCGCAUCGUGAGAAUCAGAAGGUCCUUCCUCUGAUGCUGGUUCACGGCUGGCCUGGCUCCUUCUAUGAGUUCUACAAGAUUAUGCCCCUUCUCACACAGAACCACGAUGGUAUUGCUUUCGAGGUCAUAUGCCCAUCCAUCCCUGGCUACGGUUUCUCAGAAGCCCCUCAUAAACAAGGUUUUGACAGUCUCGCUGCUGCCCGAAUCUUCCUGAUACUGAUGGAGCGUUUGGGGUUCUCCCAGUUCUACCUGGAGGGAGGAGACUGGGGCUCGCUCAUCACCACCAACAUGUCACAGAUGAAGCCUUGCUGCGUGAAGGGUCUCCACCUAACCAUGUGCAUGUCAACAAGGGGUUUCAAAGUGAUGUUGUCCCUCAUAAUCGGCCCUUAUCUGCCCUUCCUGGUGGGCUUCAGUCGGGAAGAUGUUCGUCGGUUGUUCCCUUUUUUUCAGAAGAAUGUCUGGAAUAUGCUGAGGGAAACAGGCUACCUGCACAUUCAGGCCACUAAACCAGACACUGCAGGCUGUGGAGUGAAUGACUCUCCUGUAGGCCUGGCAGCCUACAUUCUGGAAAAAUUCUCCGGCUGGACUACCAUGAAGAACUUAGAUCUGGAGGACGGUGGGCUGGAGAGAAAAUUCAGCCUGGAUGACCUCUUGACAAAUGUCAUGAUCUACUGGACCACAGGCUCCAUAAUACCCUCCAUGCGCUUCUACAAAGAGAACCUCCAGCGUAAUAUUGACAACAGAGUGGAUAUGAAGGAAGGGAUAUCUGUGCCCACUGGCGUGGCUGCCUUCCCUGAUGAGCUGAUGCAUUGUCCUAAAGCAUGGGCAGAAAUUAGGUAUCGGAACAUCUGCCGCUACACUUUGAUGCCUCAAGGUGGCCACUUUCCUGCCUUUGAAGAGCCCCAGCUUCUCGCCAACGAAAUUAUCCAUUUUGUCAAAAAAGUGGAGAAGUUCUAAACCUCUGAAUGUGCUCUCAGACCACUGCAAUUAUAGUGUAUAUUUUUUUUUAAUUAUCAUGGAUGAUUCCAAAUAGGACACAUACAGAUUCUCUUUAUUCUGAUUUUUUUCCAGUCUGCACUGUAGUGCAUCUUACCUCCUGAUUUGCCACAUUGUUGAAAUCUCUUGCAGAAUAUAAUAAAUGUAAAUGUAAACAUGUACACACAUGAUAGAGGCAGUCAAUUGUGUCCACAGAAUGGAUUAUAGAAAGCAAUACAUCUUCUAAAACAUUUAAACUGUGCUUUGUAAAAAUAUAUUGCACUAAUAUUGUGUGUGUUGCUCUGUGGUUAAAUGUUCUUGAAAAUUCAUGAUAAACAUUCCAUUUAAAUACAAAACAGUAAUACACAAUGUUCUCAUGCGGAUGUCAUCUCCUGCCAAUGAAGCCUCUUGAGAACACAUUCUCUCUGUAUUUCAGAAAACUAUAUUAAAAAAAAAAAAAAAAAAAGAAAACACACCAUGCUGUUUUUGUCAGUAAACUCAAUACUGUUUGAUUUGACAAACACUGGAACAAAAAAGUCAACCCAUAAUUCAAUAAAAUAUGUACAGCUCAA
This is a messenger RNA of Stegastes partitus (bicolor damselfish), 2157 nucleotides long. RefSeq names its product epoxide hydrolase 5 (gene ephx5). Gene Ontology annotation, molecular function: epoxide hydrolase activity. Bases 161 to 1567 code for a protein of 468 amino acids. The record is from RefSeq and is a predicted model, not a curated record. The transcript is spliced from 10 exons. Gene Ontology annotation, biological process: arachidonate metabolic process; epoxide metabolic process. Lineage: Eukaryota; Metazoa; Chordata; Actinopteri; Pomacentridae.